Molecule: messenger RNA, 1401 nt
Organism: Spinacia oleracea (spinach)
Lineage: Eukaryota; Viridiplantae; Streptophyta; Magnoliopsida; Caryophyllales; Amaranthaceae
Product: probable carboxylesterase 2
Exons: 1
Coding region: 168-1163 (331 amino acids)
Molecular function (GO): hydrolase activity
Source: RefSeq, a predicted model, not a curated record
GCGAAAAAGACUCAUCGUUAGGUAAGUGUAGUUACUGGUAGAUGUGUCCAUAAAUGUAAUCAAAACUUGGUUCAACUUGAUUCUCGUACAACGCCGUUGUAUAAAAGAGGGCCAAAGUAAUUGAAUCACUGGUAGAACAACCCCAGUCAAAAACAAACAAAGAAAAGAUGGAAGAACUAAUGAAGAUAUUUGCAAGUGUCAAGGUCGAAGAUUUAUCCCUCGAUUUCAGACCCUUUUUAGUGGUCUACAAAGAUGGGAGGUUAGAGAGGUUUAUUGGCAACCAACGUGUGCCACCGUCUACGGAUGCGGUCACGGGGGUGGAGUCUCAAGAUGUGGUGGUGUGCCCUGAAGAAGAAGGCGGAGUCUGGGUGCGGAUAUACAAACCCAAAGGAGGUGGCGGAGAUGGCGGGAAGUUGCCGUUGCUGGUGUACUUUCACGGUGGUGGUUUUUGUGUUGAGACGGCUGCAUCACCUUAUUACCACAGUCAUCUUAAUGCCUUAUGUUGUAAAGCUAAUGUGAUAAUUGUGUCUGUGGAUUAUAGAUUGGCGCCGGAACACCCUCUUCCCGCCGCCUACGACGACUCAUGGGCGGCGAUGAGGUGGGUUGGAAUUGAGAAUGAUCAUCCUUGGAUCAAGGAUUAUGCUGAUCUGUCUAGGGUGUUUGUGGCUGGAGAUAGUGCAGGUGCUAACAUUGCUCAUAACAUGGCUAAACGCCUAGGAAUACAGAAUCAAAUUGAAAACGAGAAAUUGAAAUUGAAAUUGAAAGGGAUGAUCUUGAUUCACCCGUUUUUCUGGGGAAAGGAUAGAAUUGGAUCAGAGGUUGAGAAAAUUGCGAAAUCUCCAGGUGGGUCAUCGGUAGAAAAGCUGUGGGAAUUCGUCUGCCCGGGAACAAGCGGGUCGGAUGAUCCACUGAUAAAUCCGGCAAUGGAUCCCGAACUGGCGGAGUUGGCGGCGGAGAAGGUGAUGGUUUGUGUGGCUGAGCAGGAUACACUGAGGGAUAGGGGUGUACAUUACAAGGAGGCAGUGGUUAAGAGUGGAUGCAAAGCAAAUAUAGAAUUGGUGGAGACAUUUGGGGAGACCCAUGUUUUCCAUUUGCUUAACCCGGGUUCUCCGAAUGCUGGACCCUUCAUGGAUCAGGUUGCUGCCUUCCUCAACUCUUGUUAGUUUCAUUUUAGUACUGAGUUAAGUAAACUGAGUUUCCUGUUUUUCAGACUCAGAUAAUAAUAAUUGACAGUGUGAUACUGUUGUUGUAUUGUGUUUUUUUUCACUUAUCCAAUUGUAUUGGCAGAUUUUAUGAUUGUUGGUUUAUUAGGAUUGUAACUCUAAAAAAUCCUUAAAGUUGUAAGGUUGGAUUGGAUUGCAUCCAAAUCAAAUGUUACAGUGCUGUCAGUUCGUGUUUCAA